Menidia menidia (Atlantic silverside) is the source of this 1326-nucleotide messenger RNA. Lineage: Eukaryota; Metazoa; Chordata; Actinopteri; Atheriniformes; Atherinopsidae. The record is from the annotation of a GenBank genome assembly.
CUGAGCCCAAGGAUACAAGCUGAGCCAUCAAACUCUUCUGUGCCUGCAGAAGGGAGGACUUUGAGAGAUAUCUUUACGUCAGACUUACAGGAGCUCCUGAGGACCAAGAAUUUGAAGAGGCACAACUUUUCAAUAUCACGGCUGGAGCCAGAUCCCUAAGGCUUUACAUCCCAAAUUCUCCGACUGUUGACCCCUUGUUGUAGACUCUUCUGCCAUCUGGGCUCCUGUUCAUCCCUGUCUGUCUGGGUGUACUGAGCGAUGAAGGUCCCUCUGUGGAGCCUGCUGGUUUUGCUGGCAUGUCUCUUCACUCCUGGACGCUGUGACUGCCAGGGAGACUGUGUGGCCUGCGGUCUGCUACUGCAGGAGCAAGAACUGCAACAAGCCUUCAAUACAAUAGUAUGUCUGUUAGAGUGUGAGGGUCAUGUCUCUUCGUCACUCACGUGGGAAGUGUGUAAACGUGCCACAAAGCUAUCGCGCAUCCCUACUCUUCCUGAGGGGGGCACUUUGUUCAAGAGAAGAUCAGAGGAGCUGGACCUGACCCCUAUUGACCUGAACUCUGACAGUGAGCUGCUGCAGUCUGUUACCACAAAGCAUUUCCAAGAGGACGAUCAGGAUGAGACACCUUUCGAGCAGCGCAGUGUCCAGUAUGACUCAUCACUGCUGGAAUCCUCUGAGGAGGGAGAGAGCCUGGAGGGUCUGGAUGCGAGAGAUGAAGAGAGGAAGGAGAGGGAGGAGAGGAAUGCAGAUGGUGUGGGCCCUCUGGACGGGGAUGAGGAUGACAGCGCAGAGGUCGUCACUUUAUCCAAACGCUUUGGCGGCUUUCAGAGGGGGCGCCAUGGAUACAGGAAGCUGAUCGGCUCACCCAUGAGGCCCCUACAAAAGCGCUACGGUGGGUUCAUAGGUGUCCGGAAAUCUGCUCGCAAAUGGAACAGUCAGAAACGGGUGAACCAGCUGCUCAGGCAGUAUCUGGGCAUGAGAAGCAGCCGCAGCGGCAGGUUCAACAACGUCCCCAUUUCUCGAGUUUGGAGGCAAAACAAACUGUAAUAUAUUUCUGCUGUUGCCGCUGAGCCCUGCCCCGGUUACCUCGACCUAUCAAUCAUUUUUUCCAGCAGCUCCUUCACUUGAAACUGUGACGUCAGCAUUGUGAUCAGAACAACAGAUUCCAUCUCCCUGCACCUCUCUUUGUGUCUCUUAAAACAAAGAAUGUUUUGACCUUGAUGUCCCUCUUAUUAAGCAUAUUUACAUGCCAUUCUGUGAAAUAAAAGAAUUAGAGAAGUAUAAUUGAAUAUAUUUUUGUGUGUCAGUAUAAUAAAAGUGGCCAAAUGA